UGUCUCCAUAGUAGUUACCUAAUCAAAACCCCCAAUUUGUGACCGAAUUAGCUUACAACCGUUUCAUACUCUCGGUGUUCUUCACCCAUUCCCCGUGGACACGAUCCUCUACUUACCCUAUACUUGUCUUAGGUUAGUUUAGGUAGAAUUAUUGUUUGGUUUAGGGUAAUUGUCCAAUGACCGAUUUCAUCCUCUACCAGGAGUACCUUGAUAAGUUUCGGCCCGAUAGGUUUCUUCUCCUUACCAGCCCAAAAAAAUAACAAAAAUGAAUAUUGACCGUUGAUAUUAUUUAGAUCUACGGUUGACAAUAUGUUUUUUCUCGUAAGUUUUCAUUUUUAUUUUUUAUUUUUUUUGAAGUUUUUCACUUUUAUUACGCUGUACCUCCCUCCCCUUACCCAUCUCCCUCUUCCAUUGAAGAUCUUCCAUUAAAGUGGUUUCUGAGCUUUCUCUCCUCCAUUGAAGCAACUUCUCAGCUGCUUUCGCUUGUUUUUAGGGAAUAUUCAAUUUUCUUCCAGUAGUGAGGUUUGAUUUCUAAGGGAUGAGUGGAAGAGGAGGAAUUUCAGGCGUCAAGCGGCCGCGCCCAGGUUCAAAUGGAUCAAAGGAGUUGACAGCUGAUGAGCACAAUGUAUACAAUCUGAUUAAAAGCAAGGGAGAUAUGGGUAUAUGGAAGGGAGACAUAAGAAAAGAGUUGAACAUCACCAACGCAAAGACAAUUGAUAACUGUGUCAAGUCUCUCUUAUUGAAGCAAAUGAUCAAAGAGGUGCCUAAUGUUCAAGCCAAGGGGAAGAAGCGACUCAUGGCUAUGGAGUUUGAGCCCUCAAAGGAGUUAACUGGUGGUGUAUGGUAUCAUGAGGGUAUGCUUGAUGAGGAUUUAAUUGAUAAUUUGAAGCGCGUCUGUUUACAAAGACUUUCUAAACAGAAGGUUGCUACAGCUGAUGGAAUGCGCCAUGAGAUUAAGAUGACAGGGGUGUUUCAAGUUGAUUUUACGGUCGAACAGAUGAAGGAUAUACUUGAUAAUCUGGUUUUGGAGAAGCAGAUUAGUAGAGUGAAGAGCAAUGGAAUGGGGGAGUUGGCAUCGUUUCCUAUCAAUGCGGAGUGUUACAAACUCAAAUCACAACGCGCUAAAGUUGGAGAUUUCUCUAUGAUACCCUGUGGUGUUUGUCCCCGAAUAAACCAUUGUGCUCCUGAUGGUGUGAUUUCCCCAGUAACAUGUGUAUACUACACCAAAUGGUUGGAAUUUUGAAAGUUGAGCCGUUCAUUUACCUCAAAAUUUAGUACUAGAGUUAGAACUUGAGAACAAUUUUUUGCAGGAAGAUGUCCUUAAAAGCAUUGAUAGUAUUUUCAUUAUCAACAUAUUUUUUCUAAAAAUAAGAAAGGAAUACAUGUUGAUAACAUUAUCAUAUUAACAUGUAUGUAAGUAUGUUCAUAUGCUCUUUUAA
This is a messenger RNA of Chenopodium quinoa (quinoa), 1439 nucleotides long. Its product is annotated as DNA-directed RNA polymerase III subunit RPC6-like. The transcript is spliced from 2 exons. Gene Ontology annotation, cellular component: RNA polymerase III complex. NCBI's taxonomy places the organism in Eukaryota, Viridiplantae, Streptophyta, Magnoliopsida, Caryophyllales, Amaranthaceae. The record is from RefSeq and is a predicted model, not a curated record. Bases 539 to 1243 code for a protein of 234 amino acids. Gene Ontology annotation, biological process: transcription by RNA polymerase III.